CGUUUGUUCUAGCUGUCUCUCACAUUCUCUGUGAACUAAAGUAAAAUAGCAAAGCGAAAAUGCAGUACAACAACUUGGGGAGAUCGGGGCUGAAGGUGAGCCAGCUCUCGUACGGAGCGUGGGUGAGCUUCGGGAACCAGCUCGACGUCAAGGAGGCGAAGACGCUGCUCCAGUGCUGCCGCGACCACGGCGUCAACUUCUUCGAUAAUGCCGAGGUCUACGCCAAUGGCCGCGCCGAGGAGAUUAUGGGCCAAGCCAUUCGGGAGCUCGGGUGGAAGCGCUCCGAUAUCGUCGUUUCCACCAAGAUCUUCUGGGGCGGUUCGGGCCCCAACGACAAGGGUCUCUCCAGGAAGCACGUCGUCGAGGGGACCAAGGCCUCCCUCAAGCGCCUCGACAUGGACUAUAUCGAUGUCGUUUAUUGCCACCGCCCAGACUCAUCCACGCCGAUUGAGGAGACCGUGAGGGCAAUGAACUACGUGAUCGAUAAGGGCUGGGCAUUCUACUGGGGGACUAGCGAGUGGUCCGCCCAGCAGAUCACAGAGGCUUGGGGGAUCGCCGAGAGGUUGGAUUUAGUGGGGCCGAUCGUCGAGCAGCCUGAGUAUAAUUUAUUGUCCCGUCACAAGGUUGAGUCUGAGUACGUUCCUCUGUACGCCAACUACGGCCUGGGUCUUACCACAUGGAGCCCACUUGCUUCUGGAGUGCUCACUGGAAAAUACAACAAGAAAGUUGUACCCCCCGAUAGCCGGUUUGCAUUGGAAAAUUACAAGAAUCUGGCUAAUAGGUCAUUGGUUGAUGACGUGCUGAAAAAAGUUGAAGGUCUGAAGCCAAUUGCUGAUGAACUUGGAGUUCCAUUAUCUCAGCUUGCAAUUGCAUGGUGUGCUGUGAAUCCGAAUGUUUCUUCUGUUAUUACUGGAGCAACAAAGGAAUCUCAGAUUCAAGAGAACAUGAAAGCCAUUGAUGUCAUCCCACUGCUGACUCCAGCCGUGAUGGAAAGGAUUGAGGCUGUUGUUCAAAGCAAGCCAAAGCGUCCAGAUUCAUAUAGGUGAAACAAUAUAAUCCAACAGCUCCUUUUUUCUGCACAUUGCGUUGGUAGACUCCAUCGUUCCAGAUUCAUCCCCCGUUGCUUAGUUUCUCAUCGUCAAAAAAAAAAAAAAAAAAAAAAGAAAAAAAAAAAGGAAAAGUACUCCAGUUACUUAGUUCUUGUUUUUCUGAACAACUCUGAGAUUUCAUGCAUACCUUGUUUUUUUUCCUCUUUCGGUUUGUUUUUAGGUGUUGGGUGCAAAAUAUAUUUGUUGCUAAAAGCACUGUCUUGAUUAUUUCUUUCUACGUUUGUUUUUUUUGGAUUAAUGUUUUUGUCAUAUAUAGCCACUGUGUUGAUUGUUGGAGCCUGAAGGCAAUAGAAUUACAGAUUAGUAAUAUGUUAUUUGCAAAUU
Messenger RNA from Juglans regia (Persian walnut), 1433 nucleotides. RefSeq names its product probable voltage-gated potassium channel subunit beta. Bases 60 to 1046 code for a protein of 328 amino acids. NCBI's taxonomy places the organism in Eukaryota, Viridiplantae, Streptophyta, Magnoliopsida, Fagales, Juglandaceae. The record is from RefSeq and is a predicted model, not a curated record. The transcript is spliced from 4 exons.